Cladocopium goreaui is the source of this 408-nucleotide messenger RNA. The record is from the annotation of a GenBank genome assembly. NCBI's taxonomy places the organism in Eukaryota, Dinophyceae, Suessiales, Symbiodiniaceae.
AUGGCAAACAAGCUCAUUGACGUCUCCGAGCUCACGAAGAAGUCUAAGGAUGAAGGUCUUCUCCCGCAGCCCCACCAGCCGACAUACAAGCUCGCCUUGGUCGAGAUUUACGUCGAGAAUGCCAAGGGCAACCCUGGCGGCAGCGAUAAGCUCACGAACGGCCACCGUUUCGAUUCCAUCCCCAUUGCCAAUGGCAUGAUCGAGAACGGCAUGAGCUGCCAGAUCGUGAAUUAUGUCAAGGAGGAACACCAGAAGUUUUUCAAUGUCCUGAAGCGAUUCGAUGGUGUCAUCGUGCGCUGUAACCCGGGUCAGAUCAAUGCAGAUGGUGGUGAUCAGAAUGCAUUCGAUGAGUCCAUGUUGAAACUCUCCAAGAAGAUUCCUGUUUGGCCCACGGCAGAUGUGAUCUAG